Messenger RNA from Passer domesticus (house sparrow), 2501 nucleotides. RefSeq names its product progestin and adipoQ receptor family member 7 (gene PAQR7). Gene Ontology annotation, biological process: response to steroid hormone. The transcript is spliced from 2 exons. The record is from RefSeq and is a predicted model, not a curated record. Gene Ontology annotation, cellular component: plasma membrane. Bases 1216 to 2244 code for a protein of 342 amino acids. NCBI's taxonomy places the organism in Eukaryota, Metazoa, Chordata, Aves, Passeriformes, Passeridae. Gene Ontology annotation, molecular function: steroid binding; nuclear steroid receptor activity.
UGGAGCCGUGUCGGGGCUGCAAAGCAGGAGCAGCUCCAAGGGGCUGCGGGGCCGCGACCCCCGGGUCCCCCGGCCGGGCCGGGGCCGUUCCGAGGUGCCGGGGCGGGGUCGGGGGUCCCGAGGGUCCCGAGGGGACGGGAACCAAAGCCCGGCUCAUCCCGGGAGAGGCGGAUCCAUCCCGGGCUGCCCAGGGUCCGCGGGGCUCCGGGGGCCGAUCGGAGCCGCACGAAACCCGGGCUGGUUUGGAAGGGAAAGCCGUGUGCGCUUCAGGAGGCUUUUUGAAGAGGCUUUUUGAAGAGGCUUUUUGAAGAGGCUUUUUUAAGGGCUGUGCCGCUGCGUGGCGGGAUGUAAACAGCCGGGGGCGAGUCUUUAUCACCGCAGAACAAUCCAGCGGGCGGGGUGGGUGCUGCUGGGCAGAGGAAGCGCAGCGGAGGCAGCGCCGCUCCCGGGGAGCCGCAGCUUUUAUCUGGGGCAGGGGCACACGAAGGAUCUCCAGGAUGCUCUCCCCUCAAAACGGAGCCUCGGCAGCUGGGAAGAGCUCGGCGAAUUCAAUCCUGCUCCAAGUUUGGAGGAGCUGAAGGAAAGAGCGCUGCCCUUCCUUCCCCGGCCGCUCCCGCAGGAAUUUCUGUUCUGCUCUGCUGAGCCCCCCGCCCUCGCCUGGAGAGAGAGGCAAGUUCUGCGGGCAGGCUUUGAGGUGAAAACAGCUCAAUUUGGCACCGCCUGCUCUGCCCUCCGGCCUGGCAGCUCGCGGCUGGUGUGGCUCAGGGGGUGGAUUUUGCCCUGGCAGCCCGAGGAAGGGGGAGGAUUUUGGGGAGGGGUCGGGGGCCGGGGGAGGGCUGAGCUGCUGCCCCAGCCGGGGCUGCUGGGGCUGGGGGCUUCUCCAGCCCGGCCAGGUGGGCAAAGGGCGUUUGGGAGCAGCAAAGAGCCUGGCUUGGUUUGUUUUCCUGCAUCUGUGCCCCUUGGAUUCAGGCAGGAACGAGUUACAGCCUAACUUUGAUGAGGAAAUUACAGAGUUUUUUAAAACAAACAGUCCCAUCCCCACCUCCUCCUGCUCCCAAACUUUUAAGAGCUUUUCCUGUCCCUGAAAUGAGGGCACUUGUCUGGGGCUGAGGCACAGAUCAGCACGGGAGCUGGACGUGGACCAGGUUUUUUUGGGACCUGUCUGAGCACGAGCAGGCAACUUUUCACAUCAAGGACGUGGAGCUCGGCCUGGCCAUGGCCGCGCUGGUGAUGCAGAAGCUGAGCCAGCUCUUCACCCACGCCGGGCUGCCUCGGCUGCUGGGGCCGCCGGCGCCGGGCACGGUGAGCAGCGCCGAGGUGCCGCCGGUCUUUUGGAAGCCCUACAUCCACGGCGGCUACCGGCCCCUGCGCCGGCCCUGGCGCUAUUACUUCUGCACGCUCUUCCAGCAGCACAACGAGGCCAUCAACGUGUGGUCGCACCUGGCGGCGGCGCUGGCGCUGCUGCUGCGCCUGCAGCGCCUCUGGCAGCGCGUGGACUUCGGGCAGGACGCGCACGCCCGGCCGCUGCUGCUCAUCCUGGCGGCCUCCAUCACCUACCUGACCUUCAGCAGCCUGGCCCACCUGCUGCAGGCCAAGUCCGAGUUCUGGCACUACAGCUUCUUCUUCCUGGACUACGUGGGGGUGGCGGUGUACCAGUACGGCAGCGCGCUGGGCCACUUCUACUACGCCAUCGAGCCGGGCUGGCACCGGCGCGUGCGCGGCUUCUUCCUGCCGCUGGCGGCGGCGCUGGCCUGGCUGUCCUGCGCCGGCUCCUGCUACGCCAAGUUCCGCUUCCACCCGCGCUGCCCGCUGCCCGGCCGCCUGUGCCAGGAGCUGCCCUCGGGGCUGGCCUACGCGCUGGACAUCAGCCCCGUGCUGCACCGCAUCUGCACGGCCGCGCGGCCCGACCCCGCGCUGCCCUACCACCAGGGCCAGGUGCUCUUCUUCCUCCUGGCGGCGUUCUUCUUCUCGCACCCCUACCCCGAGAAGUGGUUCCCCGGCAAGUGUCACUUCGUGGGGCAGAGCCACCAGAUCUUCCACGUGCUGCUGGUGCUGUGCACGCUGGCGCAGAUCGAGGCCGUGGUGCUGGACUACGAGGGCAGGAGGGAGAUCUACUCCUCCCUGCAGGGGGGCCCGGCUCACGACUUCUCCGCGCUGUUCCUGGUCACCGUCGCCUGCUCCGUGCUCACGGCCACCUACAUGGCCCGCAGGGUGAAGAACGAGCUGGGCCUCAAGGAGGAGUAAAGAAGGAAUGAGCUCAGCCCAAAUGCAGCCCCGAGCCCCCAGGGAAGGGGGUGAGCAGGGCACUGACGUGUCCUGCUGUGCUCAUUAUUGUCAUUUAACCCCAGCCCCCAGAUGCUGCUUCACAAACCGUUGCUCAGCAAGCGCUUUCUGUAGGCAAUGAGAGAUGCUCUUAGUGCUUUUUAAAUCCAGCCUGGUUCCAGCUCGCUCACAGAACAGCACAGGGUUCAGCUCACCUCUGAAUAAACAGUUGGAACAAA